GGGGAGGGGGUGUUACGUAUAUCCGGCGAGUAGGUGGCGGUCCCGGGUGCUUCUGGGCUCUGUGCUCUGAGGGAGGGUCCAAGCCGCCUGCCGCCGCCGGAGGAGCCCCUUAGGCCAUUCGGGGACUAAGGCUCGUUGAGGCACAGUGAAUUGCCCAAGGCCCCGCAGAUAGCAAGUGUAGUAAGCAUUAAUAAUGUCUUUCAUCUUUGAGUGGCUCUACAAUGGCUUCAGCAGUGUGCUCCAGUUCCUAGGACUCUACAAGAAAUCUGGAAAACUUGUAUUCUUGGGUUUGGACAAUGCAGGCAAAACCACUCUUCUACACAUGCUCAAAGAUGACAGAUUGGGCCAACAUGUUCCAACAUUACAUCCGACAUCAGAAGAGCUGACAAUUGCUGGAAUGACUUUUACAACUUUUGAUCUUGGUGGGCAUGAGCAAGCCCGUCGAGUUUGGAAAAAUUAUCUCCCCGCAAUUAAUGGGAUUGUCUUUCUGGUGGACUGUGCAGAUCAUCCUCGACUCAUGGAAUCUAAAGUGGAGCUUAAUGCUUUAAUGACUGAUGAAACAAUAUCCAACGUGCCAAUCCUUAUCUUGGGUAACAAAAUUGACAGAACAGAUGCAAUCAGUGAAGAAAAACUCCGUGAGAUAUUUGGGCUUUAUGGACAGACCACAGGAAAGGGGAAUGUGACCCUGAAGGAGCUGAACGCCCGCCCCAUGGAAGUGUUCAUGUGCAGUGUGCUCAAGAGGCAAGGCUAUGGCGAGGGCUUCCGUUGGCUCUCCCAGUAUAUUGACUGAUGUUUGGACAGUGAAAAUAAAAGAGUUUUACUUCUCUGGA
Messenger RNA from Eubalaena glacialis (North Atlantic right whale), 830 nucleotides. It is a transcript of the gene SAR1A, whose product is annotated as secretion associated Ras related GTPase 1A. Bases 194 to 790 code for a protein of 198 amino acids. Gene Ontology annotation, cellular component: COPII vesicle coat; endoplasmic reticulum exit site. The record is from RefSeq and is a predicted model, not a curated record. The transcript has 8 exons. Gene Ontology annotation, molecular function: GTP binding; GTPase activity. Lineage: Eukaryota; Metazoa; Chordata; Mammalia; Artiodactyla; Balaenidae. Gene Ontology annotation, biological process: membrane organization; intracellular protein transport; vesicle organization.